Molecule: messenger RNA, 1721 nt
Organism: Panicum virgatum (switchgrass)
Lineage: Eukaryota; Viridiplantae; Streptophyta; Magnoliopsida; Poales; Poaceae
Product: phosphoglucan phosphatase LSF2, chloroplastic-like
Exons: 4
Coding region: 494-1336 (280 amino acids)
Biological process (GO): protein dephosphorylation; starch catabolic process
Cellular component (GO): chloroplast
Molecular function (GO): protein tyrosine/serine/threonine phosphatase activity; starch binding; carbohydrate phosphatase activity
Source: RefSeq, a predicted model, not a curated record
CACCGCGCUUUUAUCCCCAACCUUGUGGUGAUGGACGCUGGUGAGGAGGUAGGCGUAGUCCCCGGCGAGCCGCAGCCUCGCCCUGGCGUCGGCCUCCGUGCCGGCGGGGGCGCAGAACUCGGCGGCAACGAAGUCCCGGAAGUGCUGCUUGGAGGCGCCCCCGCCGACGUGCUUCUGCACCGCCUUGAGCACCCGCCGGUACACCGGCGCCGUGGCCGCCAUCGGUCAGCUUGGGCAGGACAGGAGGCGGCGAAGCGAGUGGUGUUGGUGUUUCCGAAGGGGGUGUCUAUUCCUCGUACUAUGCGAGAUUAGACCAACCCAUCGCAGAGGCGAGCACCCCCGGCUGCCCCCGCCGUCGACCACCUCCCCGGCUCCAAUUAGCAAUGAGGCCCACACAUUCCUCUCCCUCCCAUUCAUUCCGCUCCACCCUCUCAAAAAAAAAAUCAUUCCGCUCCAGCAUCCAGACUUGUGAGAUCCUUCGAUCACGGCGGCCAUGGCGAACACCGCCCAUCUCCCCGCCUCCUCGUGCAGUCUGGCCACCGGCAGCAGCACCACCACCAGGAGCAGGAGGGUAACCAUGGCCGCCGUUGGAUGCGCUCCCGGCGGCAGCAACACCCACCGGAGGAGUGUGGGCCUUUUCCUUUGCCGCUCCUCCUCCACGGCCGGAGCUCAAGGGGGCAGGAGGAUGGAGGAUUACAACACCGCCAUGAAGCGGAUGAUGCGCAACCCCUACGAGUACCACCACGAUCUUGGUAUGAAUUAUGCUGUCCUCAGUGAUAGCCUAAUUGUUGGGUCACAACCUCAAACUCCUGGAGAUAUCGAUCAUUUGAAAAAUGAAGAGAAUGUUGCCUACAUUCUUUGUUUGCAGCAGGACAAGGACAUCGAAUACUGGGGUAUUGAUUUCCCAGCUAUUCGCAGCAGGUGCAAAGAACUUGGAAUUCAGCAUAUCAGAAGACCGGCAGUUGACUUUGACCCAGAUUCCUUGAGGUCACAAUUGCCAAAGGCAGUUUCUGCAUUAGAAUGGGCUAUAUCACAGUGCAAAGGGCGGGUUUAUGCCCAUUGCACUGCUGGACUUGGGAGGGCUCCGGCAGUUGCAAUAGCUUACAUGUUUUGGUUCGAGGAUAUGGAUCUUAACACAGCCUACGAAAAGCUGACCUCCAUAAGGCCCUGUGGACCCAAUAAGAGAGCUAUUCGUGCUGCCACCUAUGAUCUAGCUAAGAAGGAUGAUCCAUGGAAAGAGCCUUUUGAGAAUCUACCAGAGAAUGCUUUCGAGGGCAUUGCGGACUGGGAGAAGAAGAUAAUUCAUGAUCGGAUACAUGCUCUUCGAGAAGCAUGAGUGAAAAAGGAAAUCUUGACAAUAGCCUCUUUCAGGUGUGUGUUUGCACAUGCUGUAUUACAAUCUAUUGCCCCCCCCCCCCUCUCAGGGUAGGAAAAUAGUGUACGCGUAUGAUGAGAGGUGUGAUGCAGCUACUAUCAAAAUAAAUCAUAUGCAUGUCCUUAUUCAUCAGUUGACUGUUGGUACUACAAAGAAAUAAUAAGGAGGCGCUCAUAUUUAGUCAUCAGCCAUCACAUGAGAUUUGUUGCAAGGCACUGCACAUUUGUGGUGAGAAGGCUUGGCGUUUUGUAGAAAGAACCCCAACUAUCUGCUUUAUUCUAAAAUGAAAGAACGUGAUAAUUUGAUUCACUGUUAUGAUCGCUGUGGAUUACAGCGAAGGUGUGGA